CCUCGAUUUGUUCACAGUCUCUCUCCAAUGCAGCUUUGUAAUGAGAGCAGGGCAUCGGUUCUCUAUCCACACUGUUUUUUCAAGGCAUAAAGCAUGGAUCUUUGAUAACUUUUGUACAAGUUAUACGUCUAUGUCCACCAGGAUCUGCUUUUUAGGCCUUGAUUCACCGGCUUGAGCUACUCAUAUAGAUUGUAAAGGUCAAUGGACACAUCAUCUGUAAGAUGUCUUAUCAACACUAUUUCUCGAUUCAUUCAUCUUGUUUCAUGUCAGACAAGGAAGUUUAUGCCUAUUCAAAAGGAUUAUAAGAGCAUGGUUAUGAUGUUGAAGCAUUUGAAACCAGUUCUUGAUGGAGUUUUUGAUUACGGCAUAUCUUCAGAUGAAGUCCUAUGUAAAGAGUGUGAAGAACUUGAUACAACUGUUAAUGAGGCUCGUGAAUUUAUGGAGAACUGGUGUCCACAGAUGAGCAAGAUUUGCAGCGUCCAGCAAAGUGAAGCACUGUUGAAGAAAAUCCAGAGCUCUGCGCUGGAGAUUUGUCAAAUAUUAUGUAGAUUGUUGCAGAGUUCUCCAUCCGCUUCAACUUUAACUAUUGUUCAGCACUGUAUGCAGGAACUUCAAGGUUUGAAACACGAAACAAUAACAGAACUUAUAGAAGAGGCUCUGAGAAGUCUAAGCGAUGAUGUUUCUCCUUGCACUAAUCAUCUUAUGAAACUUACUGAAACACUUGGUUUAACAUCAAAUCAGGAACUCUUGAAAGAAAGUGUGGCAGUGGAGAAGGAGAGGAUCAAUGUUAAAGUCAAUAAAGCAAAAGGGGACUUGGAUCAAAUUGACCAAAUUGUGGAUCUGAUCUCUCACAUACGUAAUUGGUUGCUUAAAGUUGAGCGCUUUGAUCCUAAGAGUGGUGCCCCAAUUCCUCCGUACUUUCGGUGUCCAUUAUCUUUGGAGCUCAUGCUAGACCCAGUGAUCGUGGCUUCUGGUCAAACUUAUGAUAGGGUGUCCAUCCGGAAGUGGCUUGAUCAUGGGCUGAGCAUAUGCCCUAGGACCCGUCAGACACUCUCUCACACAAAUGUCAUUCCCAAUUACACUGUCAAAGCUAUGAUAGCAAAUUGGUGUGAGGAAAACAAUGUAAGAGUUUCAAGCGACUCUGUCCCAUCACAUCAUGAUUUAUUGCACUUGGAUAGUUUUCGUUAUCGUUGUUCUUUGCACAGUAGCAAUUCUACAUCAAGAUCAUCCAUUGAAGUUGGGAAUGGAUUUGAGAAACAGAAGAUUGGUGUUUCAUCUAGAUUAAGUGGUGAAGAAUUUAAUCGGUAUCAUGUCAUGGGGAUUGAAAGCUUUGAGCGCCCAUCCCACGAACUUUCAUAUAUACAUAGCAGGAGUGAAUCAACCUCAAGUGCCAUCUCCAGUAUUGAAUAUGUGCCUCCAGCAUCAGAUGAGAUGUUGAAGUUAUUAACCAUGCAUGACAAUGUGAAUGACUUGUCAGGAGAGAUAACUUUUGAAUGUCCUGCUGUUUCUCCUUCCAAUAAAGUAAAGGGAUUUUCUCCCUGUUUAUCAGGAAGGCAAUUUCACAGUCCUAAAUAUGAUAUGGCCAGCAAUGGAAGCCAUAACUAUAGCAGAACAAACUCCCUUCAGUUUUCCGACUCAGGUUCUCAUGAUCUAUGUACAACUUCUCAAGUCAAGAAGUUGGUUGAAGGGCUUAAAAGCCAAUCAAAUGAAGUAAAGACUAAAGCGGCUGAAGAACUAAGGCUUCUAGCAAAGCACAAUGUCGAGAAUCGCAUCAUUAUAGGCCAUUCUGGUGCUAUCAGACCAUUACUUUCACUGCUGUACUCAGAAGUGAAGAUAACCCAGGAACAUGCUGCCACAGCCGUGUUGAAUCUAUCAAUCAACGAAGAAAAUAAAGCCAUGAUUGCAGAAGCAGGAGCAAUAGAACCACUUAUUCAUGUCUUAAGAUCAGGAAAUGAUGGUGCCAAAGAGAAUUCUGCAGCAGCUCUAUUUAGCCUUUCUGUUUUAGAAGAAUACAAAGCCAAGAUAGGCCGUUCUGGUGCUGUCAAAGCCUUGGUGGAUCUUCUUGCCUGUGGGACUAUAAGAGGUAAAAAGGAUGCGGCUACUGCCUUGUUUAACCUUUCAAUCUUUCAUGAAAACAAGGCUCGAAUAGUUCAAGCAGGAGCUGUGAAGUAUCUAGUUGAGUUGAUGGAUCCUGUCACUGGGAUGGUUGACAAGGCAGUCGCUCUUCUUGCAAACUUGUCAACAAUCAGCGAAGGACGCAUGGCCAUUGCAAAAGCAGGAGGCAUCCCAUUGCUGGUUGAGGUUGUCGAAUCAGGAUCUCAAAGAGGAAAGGAGAACGCUGCCUCCAUACUGAUGCAGCUGUGCCUUAAUAGUCCCAAGUUUUGUACCCUUGUUUUGCAAGAAGGGGCUGUUCCUCCACUUGUUGCAUUGUCCCAGUCAGGCACCCCAAGAGCGAAGGAAAAGGCCCAGCAGCUUCUCAGUCACUUCCGUAGUCAGAGAGAAGGUUCCGCAGGAAAGGGUAAAUCAUGAAGAGGGACAAAUUUUGUUAGAUUUUCUAAUUUUUCUUUUGUUUUUAUAGUCUGCCUCGUGUAUCUUCUCUGCAUCAAGAUGAUCCAUUGGGAAAUAUUCUUCCAUGUUUCUUUAGGUUUGAGCCAUAUUUAUUUUCCUUGCAGUCAUGAUUUAUUUCUCAUUAGGAAAGAGAGGAGUGUCAGUGUGUUGGCUAGAAUUUAGUUUUCCCAAGAAUAUAGCUUGCCCUAUUAUUUUGUGUGCAGUCACUGGGAAAUUUUUAUUUGAUUUUUCAAUUGAUUAAGUUCUUCAUAUUGUACAUAUCCUGUAUAUAUGCUAUUAACUGUUGCAGUCUGCUAUAUAAUGGAAAUAAAUGAUAUUGAUGCCAUUUGACAGAAAAA
Populus nigra (black poplar) is the source of this 2906-nucleotide messenger RNA. Its product is annotated as U-box domain-containing protein 3-like. The record is from RefSeq and is a predicted model, not a curated record. NCBI's taxonomy places the organism in Eukaryota, Viridiplantae, Streptophyta, Magnoliopsida, Malpighiales, Salicaceae. Bases 202 to 2529 code for a protein of 775 amino acids. The transcript is spliced from 5 exons. Gene Ontology annotation, cellular component: nucleus; cytoplasm. Gene Ontology annotation, molecular function: ubiquitin-protein transferase activity; protein binding. Gene Ontology annotation, biological process: protein ubiquitination.